CAGCAGCAGCAACAACAGUCGUACUAUGCGCCACCAACAGCAGCCCUUUUGAGCGGACUACAACAUCAAUAUCAACAAGAACACCCAUCAUCCAAUGCAUCCGUUGUCAUGCCACACCAGCAACAGCAACGAUAUGAGCACCACUAUUAUGACGACAAUGACGAUGCUUAUUCGUCUAUCACGGCAUUUACGGCAGAUCAAUCUGGCGCGCUUGCUCAGCAGAGAAACCCAAAACUGAAAAAGAAAAAAUCGUUUGCGGCAUUGGCCAAAAAGUCCCUGAUACCAAAGACCCCUAGUUUCUGGAGUCCCCGCGAGGCGAAACAGUAUCGAAACCAACGACGACCGUCUUCUGUACCACCGCCAAACUCGCGGUCAACGCCAGCGCCACCACCGAGCUACGAAGUUUCUGCUGCGAACAACAAUCAUCAUCAUGGUAGUAACAUGCCCGGUGGUUAUCCAAACAGCGCACCAACUACGCCCGCGCCACCUUUAUCAUCACAACAGCAACAAGAAGCACCCCCACCUCCACCACCGUUCAGCUUACCCCAAAUCCCAGCUGGCGGUUAUUUAUAUUAUUGUCCACCACAACAGCAACAACAAACGCCAUCAGAGCAACCACAGCCAGGAGCUAGUCCCAAUGUUGCCAGCCCUCAAAAUUCACCAUUCUCCAAGCACAAGCAUCGGACGGUAGAUGCUACCAUGUAUAAUCCGCGUCAGAUAGAAGGCGAUCGGUGCACUAUAAUGUGAUAUAUCUUGCAUGAUCAUAACGAUUCGUGUUGUUUUUUUUUUCAAAUAAAGAUCGUCAUAAGCCUAUUGUUCGUGUACUAUUACCAUAACCCAAUUGUCAUUGGUGCUUUUCUUUUAUGUGCACUUUAUACUCUACAGCACAGUGGCCCACAACACAUGAAAAGUUAGA
Molecule: messenger RNA, 916 nt
Organism: Zychaea mexicana
Lineage: Eukaryota; Fungi; Mucoromycota; Mucoromycetes; Mucorales; Lichtheimiaceae
Exons: 1
Source: RefSeq, a predicted model, not a curated record